Messenger RNA from Acanthaster planci (crown-of-thorns starfish), 2354 nucleotides. RefSeq names its product heterogeneous nuclear ribonucleoprotein L (gene hnrnpl). Gene Ontology annotation, cellular component: nucleus. Gene Ontology annotation, molecular function: RNA binding. Gene Ontology annotation, biological process: mRNA processing. The record is from RefSeq and is a predicted model, not a curated record. Lineage: Eukaryota; Metazoa; Echinodermata; Asteroidea; Valvatida; Acanthasteridae.
UCUCUGGUUAGUACAGGCAUGUACAUGUAUGGACAUGUUUAGUGCUACCCUUUGUGCUGGUGCCUGCUUGUGCCUUCAGUCAACAUGGAAGCAAUGGAACACUCAUGCUAUGACUGUCAGAUAGUCUGUAGGGCGAGUGUACAUUACUCCAACGAAUACUGCUCUUCAUGCACAUACAGUUGUGCUGUGUGUGAUGCUGACCGGUUUGAGGAUGACCACAAACACAUGGCCUCCAAGGUGGUGCAUGUCCGUGGCCUGAGUGAUCGAGUGAGCGAUGGGGACUUGGUGGAGGCACUCCAGUUCUUUGGGCCCAUCAGCUAUGUCUACAUGAUGACGGGGAAAGGCCAGGCCUUGGUGGAGUUUGAGGAUAUCGAGGCUGCCUCAGCUUGUGUUGACUACACCCAGAACCACCCUGAGAAUGUGAUCAACGUAGCUGGCUCCCCGGCCGUGAUCAGCUUCUCCAACAGCAAACGUAUCAAGAGACCAGGGGAGAAUGCUCCAGAUAUGCCCGAGGAAGUCCCCAACAGGGUCAUCUUACUGACGGUGCAUAAUCCAUUCUAUUCCAUCACCACGGAAGUGAUCCAUACCAUCUGCAAGGGCUUUGGCGAGGUGCUGAGAAUCGUCAUCUUUAGGAAGAAUGGGAUCCAGUCCAUGGUGGAAUUUGACACCAUCGAGUCUGCCACCAAGGCUAAGAAGGGCCUUCAGGGCUGUGACAUCUACUCUGGGUGCUGCACACUGAGAGUGGAAUUUGCUAGGACCCAGACGCUGACUGUGUACAAGAAUGAUCAUGAAACAUAUGACUACACCAACGCCAGCCUGGCACCUUCAAGUCGUGGCAAUGCAUUACUGGAUGAUCCACCGCCGUCCACCUACAAUGGACCCACCAAGGCCAACUCAAGGCGUGGAGGCGGUGGCGGCGGCGGAAACCCUCGAUUCGACAGCCGUGGUGGGCCAAUGGGGGGUGGUGGCAGUGGCCCCAUGCGGGGCCCACCCCCACCCCAACACUACCAGGAACCCCACCAGGGCUAUGGCCCUCCCCAUGGGGGCGGUGGUGGGAGCGGCGGAGGAGGUCGGGGCGGGUACCAGGACCAUGGCGAUUACCCGCAGCAGUACAGCCACAUGCAGGACCAGCAGGGCCUGCAGCCCUUGCCGCCCAAUGCCCCCUCGCACAGUGGCAUCGUUAUGGUCUACAACAUUGAUCUGGAGAAGAUGAACUGUGAGAAGCUCUUCAACAUCCUCUGCCCCUUUGGGAAUGUCUACAAGGUGAAGUUCAUGAAGUCGAAGCCAGGGACCGUGCUGGUUGAUCUGGGCGAUGCGUUCGCUGUCAGUAGAGCAAUCACCAACCUCAGCAACAUUGAAUUCUUCGGGAUGACCAUACAGCUGGGGUAUUCCAACCAGACUUUCCUGAACCCUCCACCGGGCACCUGGAACCUGCCGGACGGUUCGCCAUCCUACAUGGACUUCUCCAAGAACCGCAACAACAGGUUCAUGAACAAGGAAGCGGCCGCAAAGAAUCGUCUCCAGCGCCCAUCUCACGUCUUGCAUUUCUACAAUGCACACCCCGAGAGCACCGCAGAAACCAUCAAGCAGAUCUUCAUCAAUGCUGGAGCUGCCGAGCCCAUAGCCAUCAAGAUGUUUGAAUCAAAAUCGGAGCGCAGUGUGACCGGCCUAGUGGAGUGGGAGAACCGAGCCACUGCCAUGGAAGCCAUGAUUCUGGCAAACCAUACCAAUAUGGACAACCCUGGUGGAAAGUAUCCUUACACCUUCAAGCUGUGCUUCUCCAAUGCCCCCCAUGCAACAUAAACCUGUCAGUCAGAAACAUGUGGCCCUGCUGAUAUUGAACCACGAAAGUCCAGAUAAUCCAGCAUUUCAAAUUUGAAGCUUCUGCAAGAACUCCCGCCCAGGCAAAAUUUGUCUCGAUGGUUUUUGUUUUACUAGGUAAUUACUUGUUAGUUGACAUUGUUUUUAAACUCCAUUUGUCCACGACCGCCACUGUUUGAAUUGGAGUCCAAAUCAUGACAUUUCAUUCUCAUAGCUUCACUGUAGAAAUUUGACCUUGAGGUGUACAUUAUUAGGCAAGUAAUGCUGAGAGUAAAACGUCUUGGGGGUUUGCAGGUCUAAUAUGUAGAGGGUUGCGACAUGAGUGUUACUGUUAGCGGAAACAAACUGGCAGGUAUAUGCACCAGUGAACACGGACAGCACAGUACACUCUACUGUACACAAUGGGCAGCCAUUUUGGCUCCAAAAUCUGAAGCUGCUCAUCUCCAUCUAUACACAGCUCUGGGUGUUUGUUUAAAUGUUGCCCUCAUGAGACCAUUCUAUGUAAGAAUUGCCCCCAGUCUUUUUGACUGUAU